Messenger RNA from Lingula anatina, 3588 nucleotides. RefSeq names its product macrophage-expressed gene 1 protein-like. The record is from RefSeq and is a predicted model, not a curated record. Lineage: Eukaryota; Metazoa; Brachiopoda; Lingulata; Lingulida; Lingulidae.
ACUGAAACCCUGGGCUUUAUUUCUGGUCAGGUUAAACAAGUAUGUAAAUAAAAAGAGUCACGAGCUGUAUUGUAAACGAGAGUCAGGUGAUGCUGAGUCUCAAAAUGAAACCUGGAAAUUUCGUUGCUAACAAUAGACGAGGUAGACCGAAUAAAAAAGAACCGCGACUAAUCGAAGAAAGGAGAUCUCGAAAAUGUUGAGCGUGUGCACGUAUGUCAUUUUUGUUGCCUUUUUGGCGGUUCCGUGGGCAAUUGGACAUGUGGUUGCCGUGGAAAAGACCUCCGCAGUUAUCACGAAUAAAGUGCAGGGGUUUGAAUACGGCGAUCCGCAGAAUUGCCCGCAGCAGACGAUGGAUAUGCUAGAAGUCAUUCCCCUUAACGGGUGGGACAAUCUCCGUAACGUCGACAUGGGCCCUGUCAUGGCGCUCAAUUAUUCGAAGUGUCGAAUAACUCAGGACAGAAAAUUCAUGAUUCCAGACGACACGUACGCCGUUCCACUAAAGAAAAGCAACGUCGAAACGUACUCUGAACUUUAUUCUCACUUUUUAAACUACACCAGUGUCACGUCGAGCUCGAUAAAUCUUGAGGCGCAUGCAUCUUGGUCCUUUGGGUCUAUCAGCGGCUCUUUCUCAAGGUCUUACCAAAAUUCAAAGAUGCACAUCACGGGAGAUAAAUCCGUUCUUAGCAGGGUGCAGCUACGCUACGUCUUAUACAAGAUCCGUAGUCAGCCAGACCCCCAACUCCAUCCAACCUUCAAAAAUCGUCUGCUAGAAAUCGCGUCCUUUAUACAAGAAAGGGACAAUGACACUGUCACAUAUCUAUCGGAGCUUCUUGUUCGCGAUUACGGUACUCAUUUUGUUACCGGCAUCAACGCCGGAGCAGCAAUCAUUCAAGAAGACCACUUAAAUUCAUCGUACGUUAAAAACAUGGACAAUGACCGGUCUACUAUCAAGGCUUCAGCUGGCGCUUCUUUAUUUGGGUUCAUCGGCGCCAGCGGGUCUUAUACCCAUACUGUAGAACACGACAAACUAGAAAGAUAUCUCCAGAGUCGCGUGACUUCUCACACAGAGACAGUGGGAGGACCACCGUUUCGCAGCAAUUUCACGCUGGACCAGUGGGUGGAUGAUUUACAAAACAACCUUGUAGCCGUGGACCGCGAAGGUGAUCCGCUCUACUACAUCAUCACGACAGGUACGUUACCAGAGUUACCGCUGGAUACAGUGCGUGAUUUAGCCGACAGCGUUCAGAAAGCGGUGGAGAGUUACUACUUGUAUAAUGUCUAUCGCGGCUGCACUAGUGUCGACUCUCCUAAUUUUAGUUACAUUGCUAACUUUGAUGAUAAUACCUGUGUAAAUCCUUUCACAAAUUUCACGUUCGGGGGUGUUUACCAGACAUGUUCUGGAGGACUGUGUUCUCCUGGGGAUUCCCUGGUAAAUCAUAAAACUGGAACGUAUUCCUGCCCUCCCCAAUACACUGCGGUCCUUUUAAAUGAAGGCAAACUGCGCCAAUGUCACCGGGAAUGUAACCAUUUUUUGUUUAUCACCUACGGCUGCCAUGACGUGUGUAAUGACAGAAAUUACCAGAUUUACUGGUGUGCUGCAACGGGAGAGGUACCACAAGAGUCGGGCUUUUUAUUUGGUGGUACUUACACUGCCAAUGCGGACAACCCACUGACACAGGGGAAGAGUUGUCCGGUUCAUUUCACAGCGCUUAAACUGGGUGUACCGCUGCCUAUUUACAUAUGUGUCAGUGAUGAUUACGAACUGGGAUUUCGUUAUGCCAUACCUUUCGCCGGUUUCUUUAGCUGUUCCUCGGGUAAUCCGCUCGCUAUUUCGCCACACAUGCCUAACCUCCACAAGCGCUCUGUUGAAGGGGCUCCGUUGGGUUUAGCUGCUGUCCUGAUGGAUGCUGGUGCGCCUUUUUGGCCCAAAAAAUGCCCUCACGGUUACAGUCAACACCUUCUUGCAAUAAACGAAGGAUGUGAGAUUAACUACUGUGUGAAAGCCCACGCCCUCACGCCAAAUGCUCUUCCCAUUAUCAGACGGCCUCCGUUCCAAUUAAAGCCCAAACUUCUGCGCAAUGGCACUCGCCUACUAAUGACUGCUUCUGGGCGCGUUUUAAUGAAAGGUGGCGGAUUCUCUACAUGGCACGCGACAAAAUGGGACGAAACAAACAUGUUUGAGGUCCAAGCAGCAGUGGAAGCCCCUAGAACAAUGCAACCGAGCGGAUCUGCCAGCCGUUCCAAUGAGACUGGACUCACUGUCGCCGUUUCCAUACUAGGCACGGCUCUGUGUGGAGUAAUUGUAGGACUGAUAGUGUUUGGGGUAGUAAGGCGUCGCCGCCUGUCCCCAGCGUCUUCAGAUGAGCAUACCGCGAUAGCUAAUUACGGUGGCUUGGGGGAACACACAUCUGGAGUGUGAUUGUUAUAUUUCCGUUUUCAAAAUUUAUUUUCGGAGACCAAUGCCUUAGAGCGUCUUAGUGAAAAAAAAAACGAAAUUGAAAAAAAAACGUUAAAUCAAUCAGUAUAGAGUAAAUAGGUAAUGCGAAAUGCACCUUUGUUUUCAUCAGAAUACAUAUGACGACGCAAUUUGCCAACUGUCAAAGGGAUUGUGUGCUUUACAAUACCUUAUUUAGUAUUCAUUUAUAUAUUUUAUUAUAGUGCAUGUAAUAUGAUUUACAAGACAUAUGAACCCUGGCGAUUAGCACUAAAGCAAGGUCCGAGUGCUUUCCAUGUUGACAGGAUACAGAAUUACGAUAGUCAGAUAGUCAAGCAUUUGUAAAUUCUAGGCUUUGAUAAUUGUUCCAACUCUAAAGCACCGAAAGCGUAUAAUGAGCUAAGAAGUUUAGUUUGUCUUUAUUGAUUUUUUUUUUUUUUUUUUUUUUUUUUUUGAAAAUAAUUUGUCAAUUUUUGUCAAUUGUGUUGAAAUGUAUAUCAUGGGACAUUGUUAUUAUUAGAUAUGCGAUUGAACGGGGAGGGGAGGGGCGUGCAUGGGUGUGAACGUUUUAUUAUACAUCUAAAAAUUACGAAUGUUGAACUUCAUGUAUUUCCCUUAAGCAAGGAGUUAUAACUCCUUGCCUAAAGUAAAAUCCUACUUUGAUUUUUCAUUAUACCUAAAAUCAAACUAAUGAUAGUCACUUUUCAGGCCGUUCACGGAUAUUGUCAAUAUAUAAUGCGACAUAAGCAUAUAUACUUCGGUUUGGUAUAUUCAAACCAAGAAGUUCUGCUAACAGGAAAGUGUCUUCAUAAAUGUAGCGUACUGCGUUAAAUCACAAGGUCUCGUUACCCUCGUGGCCAUGACUCAGUGUUUAAAUUGGUAUUUCUAUGACAUGCAGUAGGGCCUACAUGUAUACCACCCACGAUUUCGCUUCUUCCGUGUUUUCGCUUAGUAGUCAUACGUUUAGUGUUGUGUGAAAUAAAAAGUAAACAUUAAGUGAUAAAUUAUGUUAUCCGUUGUUACAUUGGAGAUGGACAUUUGAUUGCUGCCGAAGGUCGUCAAAUAUUUGACUUUGGGCCACGGUGAACAUUGUUUUCCACUCUCCCGGCAAACCUGGGGAAAUAACGAACAUAUAAACAUAUUUUAGACACUGA